Acanthoscelides obtectus is the source of this 591-nucleotide messenger RNA. The record is from the annotation of a GenBank genome assembly. Lineage: Eukaryota; Metazoa; Arthropoda; Insecta; Coleoptera; Chrysomelidae.
AUGGAGAUGGACUGUGGAGGUCAAAGUAAUGAUCCCCCAGCGUCCCCGAUGAUGAAUGGACCCAGCCAGAAGGAGAGAACAGAAAUUACCAAGAAAUCAAAGGAAUUGAUGACACCAGCUGUAGCAGACGAAAAGGACGGAACCAUCCAGCGCCAGACCCGGAUCAUCGAAAGCCAGGCCCAGCAAAUAAAGGAGCUGAGACAGUUAGGGACCAAAACAGCAAAGUCUAGGAAAAGACGCAUCGACAAAACGAACAAAACCGACAAGACGGAUGACUUCCCACCUCUUCCAAAAGCAAAAUCAAAAUUCAAGUUGUCAGUCCCCUCAAACCCUUCUGCCCCGUUAAACGUAUCAACUUCUUCUACCACUUGUCCUAUGACGGUCGAUGCAGAGACCACAUCUUCUCAAUCUUUGGCCACUGCAUCGACUGACGGUGCAUUAUCUCAACAAUCUCACAUUGCUGGUGAGUUGAUCAGCACAGCACCCCGCCAGGGGCGAAUCACGCCCAUUGUUUUGCGUGAUGCGACCAAGUGGCGACAUCUAAACUGCACCUAUAUAAGCUUAGACAUUAAGAUAGAACGUUGCCGUUGA